This is a messenger RNA of Carica papaya (papaya), 2865 nucleotides long. The record is from RefSeq and is a predicted model, not a curated record. Lineage: Eukaryota; Viridiplantae; Streptophyta; Magnoliopsida; Brassicales; Caricaceae.
GUUGUCGCCUCUAAUCCAAUCCCUUCUCAGAUACGUUAUCUCCAGUACAUCUUGAGGAGGAAUGUGGUCUCAGAGUGGCCUCCAGUGGAUCGAGCUCUCACUUUGGAUUGUGUCAUUCUGAGGCUUAUUCCUGAUUUUGAUGGGCAGGGGGGUUGUCGUCCAUUUUUUCGGAUAUAUGGACAGGAUCAUUUUCUAACAGCUGAAGGAACUCCCAACAUUUUGUACUCAUCCCCAAAGAAGAGCAAAUCUGUCCGACUCUAUAAGCAGGUAGAAUGUGAACUAGUUAAGAUUGAUAUCAACUGCCAUAUUCAAGGUGAUGUUGUGGUCGAAUGCCUCAACUUGAAUGAUGAUAUGGAAAGAGAAACGAUGAUGUUCCGGAUUGUGUUCAACACAGCUUUUAUUAGAUCAAACAUUUUGAUGCUAAACCGUGAUGAAAUUGACACGUUAUGGGAUGCUAGAGAACAAUUUCCAAAGAACUUCAGAGCUGAGCUUAUUUUCUCAGAGAUGGAUGAUGCUUCAGCUGUUGCUGCAGUUAAUUUUCCAUAUUUGGAGGAGAAAGAAGGUCUUCCUAUUGAAGCAUUUGCCAAAGUUCACGAGAUAUUUAGCCAAGUUGAUUGGUUAGAUCAUAAGGCAGAUGUUGCACUUAAUAUGCUUCAACAUUUAAGUGUAACAAACAUUCUCCAGGAAAAGUCUGAUUCUGAACAUGAUCUGAAGGUGGCAACUAGCCCUAGACUGCGGGAGAGAAGUCCUAGAAGGAUUCAAGAUAUUAUAAAUAGCGGAAAGUUAUCUCCGUUUUCGGGACUGAAGGUUGAGUCUGUGCCCUCACCAAGAACAACUUCAGAUACUGACCUAAACAAGAAGACUACCUCCCAAGAUUUGUGUGCUGCAUAUCAAUCUAGUCGGUCUGAUAUCAUGGACCAACUAAGGCUGCAGCCUGUUUGUAGUUCUAAGCAAGAUUCAUCUUUGGUGGCCUUGACGGAUCAUAGUGCAACCCAGGCUCCUCAUGGUAAACCUCUUUUCCAUGAUCAUGACACAUUUAAAAAUGCUGAACUCAGCCAUCGGGAGAAAGUGGCUCUAGCAGUGGUGGACUCAACCAUAACUGCUUCAUCAGGAACUGAAUCUCCUGAAACUAAAAUUGUCUCAGAUUUGCCACCAACAUCCUCAUUUCCUCUUCCAGCACCACCAUCAACACAUCCUGAAUCUUCAAAAUCAUCUGAGCUUUCACUCGUCAAGGAGUCUGAGAACUGUUCACACGACCAGAGUUGGUUGUCGGGAAACAGUCAGACACCUCCCGUACAGUCUUUAAGUACCACAAGAAACGGUUUAUUAUCUUCUCCUAAACUGCCGGAGUCCAAAUUAACUUCACCAUCUCUGCUGCCGCCACCAAACCCUGCUCCUCCAAUAUCAACUCCUCCAACACCACCUUUGAGUCAGAAACCAGCUGUUCAAGCCAGACCUCCUCCACCUCCGCCGCCACCUCUUCCUUCUGGGAAAACCACCAAUUUUAGUACUUCAUCAGUGUUCCCACCCCCGACCCCCAAUGUGUCAUCAAAUUCCUCUAAAGUUCCUGCUGCACCUCCUACUCCUCCUCCUCCUCCAACUCCACCUCAAAAGGAAAAUGCAAUUGUUAGAGGUGGACCUCCUACACCACCACCCCCUCCUCUUCAUUCUGGAAAAGUCACUGAUCCUGUUACUUCAUCCCCAGUACCACCACCAUUACCACAGACUCCUGCCAUGUCACUCAAUUCCUCUGCACUUCCUUCUGAAGCUGGUAACAAAACUCCAUCUCCUCCACCACCAUAUAGUUCUCCCAUGUCCACAAAGGGACGGAUGUUACGUGCUGUUAAUUCGAGGAGUCAUCAAACCAAGAAAUUAAAACCAUUGCAUUGGUUGAAAUUAACAAGAGCUGUACAAGGAAGUUUAUGGGCUGAAGCACAAAAGUCCGGUGAUGCAUCCACGGCUCCAGAGAUUGAUAUGCUAGAACUUGAAAAUCUUUUCUCAGCAACUCCAAAUUUAGAGCUUCGCACAAAAUCAAGCACUCAUGGUUCAUGUGCACCUAAAUCUGAGAAAGUUCAACUGAACUCAGUUCUUGCCCUAGAGGAUUCAGCAUUAGAUGUUGAUCAAGUAGAGAACCUCGUAAAGUUUUGUCCGACGAAGGAAGAGAUGGAACUCCUCAAAGGCUACACUGGGGAGAAGGAAAAGCUAGGAAAAUGUGAACAGUUUUUCUUAGAGUUGAUGAAAGUUCCACGUGCAGAAUCCAAGCUCAGAGUUUUCUCAUUUAAGAUGCAGUUUCAAACACAGGUUUCUGAUCUUAGAAAUAGCCUGAAUGUUGUAAACUCUGCAACAGAAGAGAUAAGGAACUCUUUCAAAUUUAUGAGGAUCAUGCAAACAAUUCUUUCACUAGGAAAUGCUUUGAACCAGGGAACUGCAAGAGGCUCUGCUGUUGGAUUUAGGUUGGACAGCCUUCUUAAGCUCAGUGAGACACGUGCAAGGAACAAGAAGAUGACUCUCAUGCAUUAUCUGUGUAAGGUACUUGCUGAUAAACUCCCUGAGCUCUUAGAUUUCUCGAAAGAUCUUGCAAGUUUGGAACCUGCAUCAAAGAUACAACUGAAAUAUUUGGCAGAGGAAAUGCAAGCUAUAAAUAAAGGAUUGGAGAAAGUUGUGCAGGAACUUUCCAUGUCUGAAAGUGAUGGUCCUGUAUCAGAAAACUUUCAUAAGACUUUAAAGGAAUUCCUUUGUCUCGCUGAAGCUGAAGUAAGAUCUUUGGCUUCACUAUAUUCUGGGGUGGGCAGAAACGUGGAUGCAUUAAUAAUAUACUUUGGAGAAGAUCCAGCUCGCUGUUCUUUCGAACAAGGUAUUUGUUGA